Fibroporia radiculosa is the source of this 948-nucleotide messenger RNA. RefSeq lists its product as uncharacterized. NCBI's taxonomy places the organism in Eukaryota, Fungi, Basidiomycota, Agaricomycetes, Polyporales, Fibroporiaceae. The record is from RefSeq and is a predicted model, not a curated record. Bases 1 to 948 code for a protein of 315 amino acids. The transcript has 4 exons. Gene Ontology annotation, molecular function: oxidoreductase activity.
AUGAUCAUGCAAACGGAAGACCAACGCAAGGUUUGGCUGAUCACUGGCACAUCCUCUGGCUUCGGCAAGCGACUGGUCGCGAGCGUCCUCGCCCGAGGCGACUAUGUCAUCGCGACCGUACGCAGCCUCGAAAAGUUCAGUCUCCCCAGCGGCGACCGGUCCCGCCUCCGUAUCAUUGCCCUCGACGUCACCGACAGUUUCGACACCAUCCAGCGCGCCGUCCACGCUGCCGUCGAAUUCUGGGGUCGCAUCGAUGUCCUCGUCAACAACGCUGGCUACGGUCUCAAGUCGCUUCUCGAGGAGGGCGGCGCCACUGCGGCCAUGACACAGUUCCAGACGAAUGUGUUUGGCGUGAUCAACGUCACCAACGCCGUUCUGCCACACAUGCGCGCACGGCGCACCGGCACCGUCGUCAUGAUGGGCAGCCGCUCGGUAUGGAAGGCCGACACACCUGUGAGUAUUCCGGCUGCUUUGGCUCGGGAUAAGGGGCGGGAUGCUGAGCGGCGGGUCCACCACCAGAUCGCAGGCUACUACGUCGCCUCCAAGGCUGCCAUCCACGCCCUCGGCGAGACGUACGCGACCGAGCUCGCGCAGCACAACGUGCGCGUGACCAUCUGCGCGCCGGGCGCGUUCCGCACGGAGAACGUGCACGCGGUGCCGUACACGCAGCACACGCACAUCCCCGAGUACGACGCGCUGCGCACCGCGGCGGUCGAGCGGUUUGCGGACGUCGGGAAGCACGCGCGCGGGGACCCCGCGAAGGCGAUGGAGGUGCUCGUCGACGCGGUGCGCGGGGAGCGCAGCGCGCGCGGGAAGCAGCUCCCGCUGUACCUCAUGCUCGGGAACGUCACGUACGAGCAUGUGCGCGCGCACCAGGCACGCGUGGAGCGGGAGAUGGCCGAGUGGGAGGACGUCGCGCGGGAUCUGGAUUUUGACGUCGAGUGCUAG